Molecule: messenger RNA, 1041 nt
Organism: Fomitopsis serialis
Lineage: Eukaryota; Fungi; Basidiomycota; Agaricomycetes; Polyporales; Fomitopsidaceae
Exons: 5
Coding region: 1-1041 (346 amino acids)
Source: RefSeq, a predicted model, not a curated record
AUGAGGAAUGCCAGCCGGCCGUCCAUCUCCGGCAUCUCCACACUUUCUCGGCUGUUCUCAUGGGUCACCGACAUGACCACAUGCCCGAAGAAAUACCGGUUGAUUGUGUAUGCAUUCGGGCGGAAGGGCACUACCUCGGCGUGGCUGCAACAUUUACGCACCGAGCACCACAACACCCCGCUACUUUCCAAUCACUGCUGCACUAUGCGUUCCACUCUCGGCCCUCUUCUCAACAGUACCGCAAAGGACCUUCUCGGCAAGUUCGCCCGGCAGGAGUUGCGCCCGACGGGCAAUGGAGAAUUACCAUACAUAGCAAUGAUCCAUUAUACGUCGCUGGCGGCCAUGAUGCUCGGCUUCGAGCGGCUGAUGAAGCCUGAUGUGGCCGAGGAACUGGGUCUCGGGGAAGUGAUGGACAAGUACUGCACGAUCAUGCUGCCGGAGGGUAAGACCCAGGAGGAGGUCCUGGUGGACAUGAUCCUCGGCUUCCGAGCAGCGGAUGUCGCUCAACCGCCGCAGCCGGAGACAUCCUCGCUGCACGCCGAGCACUCUGGUGAACCAGAGGGGCAGGUCGGUGCUUGGAUGGAAGAUCCGCCUCAAGUCCGGGAUCAAAUCGAAGAUGCGCUCGAUGACAUCACGACCGAGCAGGCCAAAAUCCAAGAGAUGGUCGCCGAGCAAUUGAAGGCCGCCCAACAGCAACUCCAGCAUCUUGAUGGCCGGCUGCAUGUGGAGAAGCUCCGGGACGAAGUGAGAGCUCACACCGACCGCAUCCACCUCCCUGUGCUCCCAAAAAUACCCGAGCCAGGUGUGAUCUCACCGGAGAACAUGCCCCCAAACGUGCCAGUCCAAGCCCUGAAUUGGUUGGACAGUCUCGGCGAAUCGAUGGCCGGCAUGGAUCUAUACAUCCAGGCAGAGGUGGAUUACUGGCGGGCGGUGGACCGAGUGAAGGCGGCCGAGUUAGCGGUCUUGCAGCCAGGAGAAGCGCCGAGUGCCGCGGCGGGCUCUUCGCCACCCCGUCCUGUCUCAGAGUCGCAUGAUGGAUAG